Messenger RNA from Onychostoma macrolepis, 5539 nucleotides. RefSeq names its product mitogen-activated protein kinase kinase kinase kinase 3b (gene map4k3b). The coding region runs from base 132 to 2831 and encodes 899 amino acids. Gene Ontology annotation, biological process: protein phosphorylation. NCBI's taxonomy places the organism in Eukaryota, Metazoa, Chordata, Actinopteri, Cypriniformes, Cyprinidae. The record is from RefSeq and is a predicted model, not a curated record. The transcript is spliced from 33 exons. Gene Ontology annotation, molecular function: ATP binding; MAP kinase kinase kinase kinase activity.
UGUUGUAGUUCGGUGGGACUGGACCGUCGUAUACCUCCGUUACUGUAUGUCUCUGCGAUCAUCACCCCCCUCCCGUUUUUGACAUCGGGGACACGUAAAUAAACCGGAGGGCGCAAACGGUGACUCGCACAAUGAAUUUAAGCCUGGAUCUGUCGCGCAGAAACCCUCAGGAGGACUUUGAGUUGAUCCAGAGGAUCGGGAGCGGAACCUAUGGGGAUGUGUACAAGGCUCGUAAUGUCAACACUGGAGAACUGGCUGCUAUCAAAGUCAUCAAACUAGAGCCAGGAGAGGACUUCGACGUGGUGCAGCAGGAGAUUAUUAUGAUGAAAGAUUGUAAACACUCAAACAUUGUUGCAUAUUUUGGCAGUUACCUCAGGAGAGAUAAAUUAUGGAUCAGCAUGGAAUACUGUGGUGGAGGCUCACUCCAGGAUAUUUACCAUGUUACUGGGCCAUUGUCAGAAUCCCAAAUUGCGUAUGUAUGUCGGGAGACCCUGCAGGGUGUUUACUAUCUCCAUAACAAAGGCAAGAUCCACAGAGAUAUAAAGGGUGCUAAUAUACUGUUGACGGACAAUGGCUACGUUAAGCUAGCUGAUUUUGGCGUUUCAGCUCAGAUAUCAGCCACUUUAGCAAAAAGAAAGUCCUUCAUUGGAACUCCGUAUUGGAUGGCACCUGAGGUGGCAGCAGUUGAACGGAAAGGUGGAUACAAUCAGCUGUGUGAUAUUUGGGCCGUGGGCAUCACAGCUAUUGAAUUGGCAGAGUUGGAGCCUCCAAUGUUCGACUUGCACCCCAUGAGAGCACUCUUCCUAAUGACCAAGAGCAGUUUCCAACCGCCUAAGCUGAAAGACAAAGUAAAGUGGACAAAUAAUUUCCACCACUUUGUGAAAAUGGCUUUGACCAAAAAUCCCAAGAAGAGACCAACGGCUGACAGAUUACUGCAGCACCCAUUCGUUACCCAACCGCUUAGCCGGACUCUUGCCAUUGAGUUACUGGACAAAGCCAACAACCCUGACCACAGCACACACAGUGAUGCAGAGGAGGAUGACAUUGACCCAGAGUCUCCCGUGUCUGUUCCACAUCGAAUCCGCUCAACUAGCAGGAGCUCACGAGAUGGAAAGACUCUGUCUGAGAUUAACUUUGAUAAAGUGAAGUUCGACCCGCCUCUGAGAAAAGAAACCGAACCGCAUCAUGAGAUGGAUCUACCAUUAGAGCCCCAAAGCAUUCUGGGAAAUAACAAGAGUCUAUUAAAAUCUGUUGCUGAGGAGCUCAGUCAAAGGGGUCAUGUGACACAUUUAGAGGAUGAGGAGGAGGAUGAAGGUGAAGGUGAUGAUUUGCACAGUAACUCCACUUCAACCAUGAGGCCUAAAGUGCCACCUCCUCUGCCGCCCAAGCCGAAGCUUCUGUCUCCUGGUCAGAACAGUACCGCCUCAGAGGACAAUACCGGAGAAGGGACCAUUAAACGUUCCCCAGCUUCUGCAAGCUCCACCCCUCCUGUUCGGCCUGCUUCCUGUGUGCCCCCCAGACCGCCACCUCCUCGCCUGCCUCCACACAGGCGUAGUAGUCUAGGUAACAAACCAUCUGAGCACGAUCAGACAGAGCCAGCAGGGGAUGAUGGGAUUUAUAGGUUCUGGGAAUGGCUUCAUGCUGAACAACAGGAAGAACAAAGUAAUGGAGUUUCUGUCCAGGAGAAUGGAGAGAAAGAAAAACUGGCCUCCCUUCCCUCACCUAAUCUAACGCUUCCAUUCAGUAAUGGCCUCCCACCGACCCCUAAAGUACAUAUGGGAGCUUGUUUCUCUAAAGUGUUUAACGGCUGUCCCCUAAAGAUUCACUGUGCCUGUUCCUGGAUAAACCCAAACACCAGGGAUCAGUAUCUGAUUUUUGGUGCAGAGGAAGGAAUUUACACCCUCAAUCUGAAUGAAAUCCAUGAGAGCACAAUGGAACAGCUGGUUCCACGGAGGUGCACAUGGGUGUAUGUAAUGAACAACUGGCUGCUUUCAAUAUCAGGUAAAGCAUCUCAGCUGUACUCUUACAACCUGACGAUGCUUUUUGAGCAAGCUCGACAAAUGCAAAAGUUACCUGUUGCCAUACCAACACACAAACUUCCGGACAAAAUCAUCCCACGGAAGUUUACUGUGUCCAAUAAAAUACCAGAUACGAGGGGUUGUCAGAAAUGUUGUGUAGUGCGAAACCCAUACUCCGGCCACAAGUACUUAUGUGGAGCUUUCCAGUCCAGCGUAAUGCUGUUUGAAUGGGUGGAAGCCAUGCAGCGCUUCAUGCUGAUAAAGAGCAUAGACCUCACCCUGCCGUGUCCAUUAGAAGUCUUUGAGAUGUUGGUGGUUCCUGAGCAGCAUUAUCCACUGGUUUGUGUGGCAGUCAGUAAAGGAAGCCAUCCUGAUCAGGUGGUCACGUUUGGCACUGUUGAUCCCAAUGCCGCCAACCCGGCGUUCACAGAGCCCGAAACACCUCAAACAUGUGUCAUUCAUGUGACUCAACUGGAGAGAGAUACCGUCCUAGUGUGUCUAGAUCGGUGUAUAAAGUUGGUGAAUUUACAAGGCAGGUUAAAAUCCAACAGAAAGCUGUCAACUGAACUCACCUUUAACUUCCAGAUUGAGGCAAUAGUGUGUCUGCAGGACAGUGUUUUGGCGUUCUGGAAGCAUGGAAUGCAGGGAAGAAGCUUUAAAAACAGUGAGAUUACUCAGGAGAUCUCUGAUAACUCGCGAAUCUACAGGCUGCUGGGUGCGGACAGAGUGGUGGUGUUGGAAAGCAAACCGACGGAAGACCCUACAGCUCAAAGUAAUCUGUACAUCCUCGCGGGCCACGAGAACAGCUACUGACAACACACUGCCUUAACACACACUACAUAAUGCACGUUACCAUGUAUAUGUUCCUGAGACUUAUACACCUCAUUUUCAUUUAUGAAGCUACUGAACAAAACACUACAGAUUUUAAUACCAGCCCCUGGUACCUCGUAUCGAUAUAAAUUCGAUACUUCAGUACAAGCAGAUGUAGGUAGACCGUUUAAUAUGCGUGUUAGAUUCGCAUAGCAUGUAACGGCAAAUCGAGUAAUUUAAAUUAAUUUCCAGUUAAUACAUUUUAUCUUUUGGUAUCAUACAGGUUUCACUUUUUUUUUUUGUACUGCAAAUCUGCGUGAACUUAGUAUAGAUGUCAGAGACCUUGAUACACAACCAUCAGUUCUGUGCAACUGAGAUAACUAAUGUGAAAACACAACAGUCUAGUACAAAAGUUGUCUAAAAGAGGACACAAAUAAUAUGGCUUCUUAUAUCUGGCAUGAUAUGCAGGUGUUUCACCAUCUUGUUAGCUUUGUAGCUUUCAGUACUGCCCUGUAAACAGCUCCUCUCUGUCAUGCUAAUAACAGUUCACACAGAACGCAUUCUUGCAUUUAAAAAUAGAAGAACACAAGAAUGUGUUUACAUAGAAAAACAAUUAGUAGAAUGGAACGCGAAAACAUGCUCUGUGUAAACCAACUUAAGUCUAACAAACUCAGCUGUAUUUUCUUAUGCUUCUCUUUCUCUACAUUUUCCUCUUUUGGUGUCCGCUUUUAUCAUAAGGGUACAGUCGUAUUAGUAAAAUUUCUAUGAAAUUUUGCGGGUAAAAAAAAGUCCAUUGUCAUUUGUAGAUACAUGAAGCACUUUCAUCAGUUACUUUCAAACCAAGCAAUUUUCUGUUGGUCAGGGCAGCAAAUUAAUGUGACUAAUUUUAACCUGAUGUGAAAUCUUUGUGCGAAAAUCUUUCACCCUAAUGAGAAAUUUGCUAAAUAACUGUUAAUGUUACUGCACUUUAAGGCUUCAGUAAGUUUUAUGUCUCAUUAGAUCCAUAUUUCCUUAUUAACAGCACAAUAACAGACCUUAGUGUAGAUGUUUCCGUUGUUUUGUAAAUUAUGAAUGUUAAUGAUCUUAUAGGCCAUUCACACAGAAUGCAUUUUUGCAUUUAAAAAAUGUGCGACCCAGGGCAGUGGAAUGGGACAAAAAUGCAAGGUCUAGAGACACAUUUAAAAAACCAAAAAUCAACCACCUUGCAACUUGAGAACCCCAUUUUUAGAACUGCAUGUCAUUUGCAAGACACUACGAGAGGUGCAGGAGAAAAAGCAGCGCAGAGAAAUACAAAAACAUGUUCUCUGUGAACAGAAAAAAAAUCCUGCAGUGAAGCUAAAUCAUUUUGCUUAUUAGUUGCAAAAUACAAAAGUAAUUUUGUUGGAUUGUUUAAAUAUACACUAGGGGGCGCCAUGACAUUAUCAUGACAUUAUUCUGCAACUCAUGUUACUCAAACUGAGGUAAAGUCCUGAAGGAUUUUUAGUUACCACAUCCAGUGGAUUAAGCAUUGAAUGAUGAAAUUAAUAACAGCCAAAAUAAAUAUUUUCAUAAAAUUAUAAUCAUUCAUGAAUAAUGCGAAUUCAUUGAUGUAGUAGUGAUAUCCUUAACUCCUCCUUUUCAAUAUUAAAAAAAGUACUGUGGCUGCAUCAUGGUAUAGUGGUGUCAGAUGGCAAUACCAUAUAUAUAUCAUGGUUCUGAAUGAUUACCUUAGUCACAUACCAUGGUAUUUACACGGUACUCAAAGUGCUUCAAACAAUACCAUGGUAUUUCCGUAGUAGUGCAGUGUCCAAGAAAUCAUGAAAAUACCACAAGAAGACUGGUUGUGCUGCCCGAUACUGUAACAACAUCUUGAGCCACUUAAUGGGAAAGGAGUGAUUUUUUUAGAGUUUUUAUAUUUCAUUAUUUAUGCAGAAAGGCCAAGUGUCAUGUUUUAGUUCAUUACAAAGCACUGUUAUUGAAGGUUUGCACAAUACGUUUGCUCACGUGUGCUUUUCUCUGCGUGCUGUGUGUGUGUUAAUGGACGAGUGCGCACUUACAGGCUGUGAUGUCAAUAGUAAGAGUUUAACAGAUAAAGAAAUACUAUUUAUCAGGCUCACUGAAAACCGAAUAGAGAUAACAUAACGUCUAAAGAAUGCAGUAUGUGUAAAUAUGAGAAGUCAGAAAAAGCGCUCUUUCUAGAAUGUAGCUGUCUGUGAAACUUUCUAGCAUUUUCAUCAGUUCCAAUCACAUAUCUGAAUACUAACUGUUCUUUUUGUGUCAAAAUAGCAAAAUCAUGUUUCGUUUAGAAGAAUGCGCAAAUUUAGCAUGUCGUGUCUACCUCUAACAUGCAUUUAAAAACUCGCCAUUUAAACCCUACUGCAAAUAAAGUAUCUCCCUAGCAGCAUUUUUAAACCCUGGGCUUGUCACAUGAUCUAUGAUCUGGAUUUUUGUCAAGACCCAAAUGAAACGGUGUCUGAGCCUAAUCUCCAGUAACAUUUACUCUAUGUUUGAAAGUGUCAUAAUUGUGUUAUUGGAUGCUUUGAGUACAGAGCGUGUGUCAAACUACUCCAUGUUCACUACAGCAGCGUUUUCUUGUGUGAUGUGAUGCACAUGUCUUGUAUAUAGUGUAAAAUAAUUUGAGUUUUACAGACUGUAUAAAGCCAAUAUUUUGUUUCAAAUGUGAAACUCUUUUAUGAGAUUUAACACAUUAAACCAAGGUGGAAAAAAAAUCA